This is a messenger RNA of Melanotaenia boesemani (Boeseman's rainbowfish), 3858 nucleotides long. It is a transcript of the gene zdhhc18a, whose product is annotated as zinc finger DHHC-type palmitoyltransferase 18a. The record is from RefSeq and is a predicted model, not a curated record. Gene Ontology annotation, cellular component: Golgi apparatus; endoplasmic reticulum. Gene Ontology annotation, biological process: peptidyl-L-cysteine S-palmitoylation; protein targeting to membrane. Gene Ontology annotation, molecular function: protein-cysteine S-palmitoyltransferase activity. NCBI's taxonomy places the organism in Eukaryota, Metazoa, Chordata, Actinopteri, Atheriniformes, Melanotaeniidae.
CAGUCACAUACACAAAAAAGGAAACGUUAAUUGUUACAUUAAUCCUGAGCCGUGUUGCCUCGUCCUUCGUGUCGAAUACUUGUAAAAAGUAGUGUAUAUUUUACCAAAUGUGUGCCAAUAUAUAAAUACAGCUUUAAUUUAACUACGAACAUGGUAGUUAACUCCAAUGCAACUCGUGAAUUGAUUCAGCUCGCAAAAGUGACCUAGGGAGAAAAAUGCCUUUGUUGGUACAUUAGCUAGCUGGAGUUAGCUUCAGGUUGGGUAACUGACGCCAACAGGACAAGAAAAAUACUAAUGUCUAGCGAGUAAAUUUCGGGAGAACUGUCUCUCCAGACCUCUUUUUGUAACGACGGGUUUUGCCAGUGCCUUUAGCUACCUUCGAACAGCGUCGACGGUGUUUACACAAUGAAGAACUGCGAGUACCAGCAGAUUGACCCGCGAGCGUUGUCGGUGUCGCCGCUGUCUGUGCAGAACCACGCCGAGAAGAAAAUACAACGGCCACGUAGAAAAUGGGAAAUGUUUCCAGGGAAGAACAGGUUUUUAUGCGACGGACGGCUCAUUCUAGCCAGACAGAGCGGUGUCCUUCCUCUGACACUGGGCCUUAUUGUUGUCACUUGUGGCCUUUUCUUUGCUUUCGAUUGCCCAUUUCUGGUGGAGCAUUUGACAGUCUUCAUACCUGUGAUAGGUGGGGUGCUGUUUGUGUUUGUAGUCAUCUCCCUCCUAAGAACCAGCUUUACAGAUCCAGGCAUUUUACCCAGGGCCACCCCAGAUGAAGCUGCAGACAUAGAGAGGCAAAUAGAUACCUCAGGAUCCUCUACAUAUCGCCCCCCACCACGUACCAAGGAGAUCCUCAUCAAUCAGCAGGUGGUAAAGCUCAAGUACUGCUUUACUUGCAAGAUCCGCCCUCCUCGGACCUCCCACUGCAGUCUGUGUGACAACUGUGUUGAGCGAUUCGAUCACCACUGCCCAUGGGUGGGAAACUGUGUGGGAAAACGCAAUUACCGCUUUUUUUACAGCUUCAUCAUCUCUCUGUCCUUUCUGACAUCGUUCAUAUUUGGAUGUGUUAUCACACACAUCACAUUGCGUUCUCAAGCAGGUAAAUCCCUUGUUCAAGCCAUCCAAGAAAGCCCUGCAAGUGUGGUGGAACUGGUGAUUUGUUUCUUCUCCAUCUGGUCAAUUCUGGGCCUCUCAGGCUUCCACACCUACUUGGUAGCCUCCAAUCUCACUACAAAUGAAGAUAUCAAGGGCUCCUGGUCAAGUAAAAGGGGAGCAGAAGAGUCUGGGAACCCAUACAGUUACAACAACAUCUUAACCAACUGCUGUGUGACAUUAUGCGGCCCCAUGCCCCCAAGUCUGAUUGACAGGAGAGGUUUCCUACCGCCUGAUGAGGGGAUCCCUGCUGCUUCUUUCUCAGAGAUGGAACUGCCUCCCUUCACAGCCAAGAACGACGUAAACAUGUGCACUCAGAGCACCAAAGGCAUGCUGGAGAGGAUGGUCCACUCCUCUGACUUUCACAGCUUGUGCCCUCCAGGAACCCCAAAGACCACCCCACUGGUCCAGGAGGUUCCCAGUCCUGCAGCACCAACUCCAGAGCCUUCACCCACUGUUAGCUGUUCUCAACAAGAUCCCCACAAAUCUGUGGUAGCUCCGUGCCCCCCGUUUAACAGAAACAGCAAGAGAGAUUCGCUGCACUCGAUCAAUCCAGCCUUCCGCCUAGCUUCUCCCUCACCAUCACUCACCCGCACCACCCUGAUCCUGGGCGAUGCACCUGACAUUGGUUUUAUCCCGCUGCACUGAGUGCCGCUGGUCAGCAAAGGAGAAGAGAGGGAGUCUAAAUGAACAUAUUGCUCCUGCUCUGGUAAACACUGCCUGGCCCCCAAAAAAGUUGCCACAAAAAAAAAACAAACAAAAAAAAAAAAAAAACAUCACACACACUUAAUAUUCUUUUAGAACGCCUUUAGCUUAGAUUAUUCCAGCAUUUGUUGUGGUGGUAUUUGAAUAAGCUUCUGCAAUGUUACAAAAUUCCAUCUAUUGUUACAUUAAUUUUUCACCAAGAUCUUUAUUGAUAAUGGGAAAGUCUGACCACUGUGCAAAGCCUUGCCUUGUCAUCUUGUAACAUGGCCGUGUCAUCAGGGAAGAAAAAAAAAAUCCAAUGCUGGAAUAAUCUGCUCAUUCAGAAUAUUCAGGUAGUCAGCUGACCUCAUUCUUUGGACACAUAAUGUUGCUGAACACAGACCAGACCAACUGCACCACAGAUCAUAGCACUGCCUCCAGAGGCUUGUACAGUAGGCACUAGGCAUGAUGGGUGCAUCGCUUCAUCUGUCUCUCUUCUUACACUGACGCUCCCAUCACUCUGCAAAAGGGUAAAUCUGGACUUGGACCACAUGACCUUCCAUUGCUCCAGUCCUUAUCCAGUAAUUAUCCAAUAGGAAGCUCGAACCAAUUUGCUUUAUUUAAAUCCAGGUGGUGACUUUUUUCAUUGGCCAGUGUAUUCUGGCAAUGGUUUCAGCUACAAAAAUAACUUUUUACUUGUGGGGAUCAUGAUGCAUGUUGAUUUCAUCAAGUUAAAUCACUGGUGUCAUAUUGUUUAUGUCCUUCAGAAUGAGGGAAAAUCUUAGUAAGACAGAAGCACAAAAGAUAUUUUUUAAACACCUUUUUUAAGGCAUUCAGAUCAUGCCUCCACAUUUUCUGCAGAACCUCAAUAUUUAAGUUCCUUCUAAUAUCUUAUGCAAACAAAUGUUUAAAUCUGGGAAUAUUUAGAUUUUCACUGUGAAUGCAAGAAGUACAGAAAUACCAUUUUGAAUUUGUUGAAUGGACAAACUCUGGACAGUGAGACAUUUUAGGAUUAUCAGCUCAAAACUCAGCCUUAUGCUCUGUCAUUUCACUGCUCUUCAUUUGGAUCAUCUAAGUAUCAUUAGAUAGGUCUAGUUUAACAGUCUUGGAAGAUUAAUGAACAAUCUUUGAAAGAAAGGUGUUUAUAUUUAUUUUUAUGUCAUGCGAAAGCUUGGCUGCUGGGUUUUUAUAAUCAGUUAUGCAUGUCCAAGGAAAAUAGUGUGUGUUCUCUUUUUAUGAGGUAUCACAUUAGGAAACUAGUUUUGGAAAAAAAAUUAAGUGGAGUGAAUUUGUUAAGAUCUUUCCAUAAAUGAUGAAGUGAACUGUGUAGCUUCUCAGAAAAAGCGUCCACGUUUCAUAAUGUCCUCUUAACCCCACGCCUAAUAUUUCUGACCUCCAAACAAAGUAUUUAUCACAUUUGCUGCUUUCAUUCAGGACUUGGUCAGCAGUAUUUAUCAGUAACACACUGUUUACUUUUUAUAUAAUCUGCUGGGAUGCUUCUUAGAUUGUGUAUUUUUGUCAAAGGCACAUUAUAUGUAUGACACAGGCUCUUUGUAAAAAGGUUUUCCAGCAGAAUAAUGUCUCAGAAAUGCUGGUGAGGCUUCUUUCAUGCUUGUAACCUUUUCCUGCUCUUACAGCAUGAAACUAGAUCCUGUGUGAUAGAAAUAGAAUAGAAAACAGUUUAUUUCCAGAGGAAAUAGCGGCAGUUAGACUGUACCACAAGGGGGCAGGAUGUGACUUGUGGUUUGGUCUGAUAGCAGUUUACUAAGGUAGGCAGCACUAGGAAAAUGCCUUUUUAUGUUAUUUUUUUUAUUUUAUUUUUUUUUUUGUACUGAGCUUUGAAGCUGUAUUUGUGAGUUUGUGAAGAACCACUCUGCUGUAGUGGUUUACUUAUUUAUCAGUCUACAGCAAGACCUGUAGGUUGUGUAGACAAUUACAAGCAGUGCUUGUACAAACAGACUUGUUUGUAUUUUGUAGUGUAACAGUGGAUCUGUGAUAUUUGGUGAAUAAAUAUGUUUUUGUUGA